Naegleria lovaniensis is the source of this 1101-nucleotide messenger RNA. RefSeq lists its product as uncharacterized. Bases 1 to 1101 code for a protein of 366 amino acids. Gene Ontology annotation, molecular function: GTPase activity; GDP binding; GTP binding. NCBI's taxonomy places the organism in Eukaryota, Heterolobosea, Eutetramitea, Acrasida, Naegleriidae. Gene Ontology annotation, biological process: signal transduction. The record is from RefSeq and is a predicted model, not a curated record. Gene Ontology annotation, cellular component: plasma membrane. The transcript is spliced from 3 exons.
AUGUCGAAACAAACUCUACUUGUUCUUCCUCCUGAAAUAUUGGUUCAAAUAUUAGAGUACUUACUGGAUCGACAUAUCCGAACGAGCGGGACCAUCCUCCUCACUCAAGAACAUUCUUUUGGAUUUGUUGAAUAUUGUCCGGAAACGAAAUUACAUGAACUCGUGAAACAAAUGAAUAUCGUGAUGAGUAUUCAUCCAUUAUUUUCAAUGAUCAUAAGAAGAACAGCAACUACUCGAUCAUCCGAAUAUCAGAAUACAGACUCGUCCUUGAUUACAGAAUAUUUCAAUGAUCUUUGGUGGAGAAUUUUUCUGAAGAAGUGUUCCACACUUGAAAAAAGAAAUGUCAAUGAAAUGAAAUUGCUACAAGAACAAGUGUUAAAGAAGGGAAUGAAAAGAUGUUUGAGCUUGUUUUUGAAAGUGAAAAGGUCAUUAAUGAAAGUAAAAGAAGGGAAAAUUGAUUUGAAUCGUUCAGCAGAAUUUAAGAUUGUGGUGUUUGGAGCAGGUGGUGUUGGAAAAUCAGCACUUGUCAUUCAAUUUAUUAUGGGACAAUUUAUUGGCGAAUAUGACCCAACUAUUGAAGACAGCUAUCGAAAACAAAUUGAGGUUGAUGGAGAAAUGGCCUUGUUAGACAUUCUAGACACUGCAGGCCCGGAAGACUAUUAUGCAUUAAGACGUUCUUAUAUACGUUGUGCAGACUGUUUUAUUUUUGUGUGUGCUGUUGAUGACCCACGCACUGUGCAUGAGUUUGAUUAUUUAAUUGAAAGCUCAGAAAGAGAAAAAGAGUCAUGUGACAUUCCUUGCAUUUUUGCAAUCAACAAAAUUGAUCUUGUUCGUGAAAAUUUAAUUGAGGAUGUAAGCAACAUUGUGACCGAAGAUAUGGUUGGCAACGUGAUCAAAAAGCACAAAUUAACCAAUUACUCAAUUUUUGAAUCAAGUGGAAAACGAGCAAUUAAUUCAACCGCUAUAUUUGAAGAAAUUGUUCGAAGAAAACGAAUGGGAGACAUUCAUUGCACACAAUUAAUGAGUGAAAUUAUUGAACAUGACGUAAAUGUGUUCGAAGCUCGUAAUGUUAGAGAAAAGAAAAAGUGUCUGUUCAUGUAA